Messenger RNA from Zingiber officinale, 2130 nucleotides. RefSeq names its product GDSL esterase/lipase At4g10955-like. Lineage: Eukaryota; Viridiplantae; Streptophyta; Magnoliopsida; Zingiberales; Zingiberaceae. The record is from RefSeq and is a predicted model, not a curated record. Bases 913 to 1977 code for a protein of 354 amino acids. The transcript has 2 exons.
GAUUAGUCUUAUUGUCUUGUCAAGAUCAUUUGGUCUAGUUUAGCAAGAUAAUUUGACAUUGACUUAACAACUCAACCUAAUUGAUCGACUUACCCAAUUGAACCUACCAACCUGAUCAAACUAAUAAAUUCGCUGAAUCUUUCUCAAAUUGGUCAAGUUGUUUGACUUACUUAAACAACCUAACUCGAUUGACUCAGCUGGAUCAAUUUGAUUAACACAACCUUUUAGCUCGACCAGUUUGAUUACUCGACUCAACUAGAUCAUUACCCCGUUGCACGUUUGUUUCUGGUCGCUUGGAGAUGUCCGACGGCGGACCACGAAUGGUGAUGUUGGCCCGUCUCCGUGUUGCCGCGGCCAAAGGAACGAUUGCGGAGGUUCAAGAUGCACCAGACUCCUCAUCGAGCAAAAGGAUGGUGAGAUCGUUCAGCGCCUUAACAGGAGCGGCGGAUCUGGCCCUCGUCAAGCGACCGAUCGCCUCUGGAAUCGUGGAGAGCGGAGAUGGAGAUCUUCAGGUGCUGCCUCCACUGGCGCAUCUUCUGAAACGCCUUCGACGUCGUACGAUCCACCAAGUGAAUCACGGUGGUCGCCGUCGACGGAGUGGACUUGCUCACGGCGAACGCUGAGAAUGGAACAACCAAACGAGGCUUGCCUAAAUCUAUCUCUAGAGGCUUGAUUUAGGAAUGUCUCUUAGCGGCUUCCUGUGCUUGACUUAUUUUCCAGAAAAUUCCCGAAACUAACGCGGUUUUGCUCAUCCGACCCCACGCGAUCCAGCGCGACUCCGCCGCCGACACCGACCCCGUUCCUCGGCCCUGCACCUCACGUUCGUAGCCGUCGUGCUCGCCUUUUCUUCAAUGCCGCUUGAUCUCUCCCCCUUUCACAUUCGUCCUGUCGCCUCCCUUCGCCGUGAAGUCGAUGACGACAGAGCCGCGGCAGGCGGAGUGGAAGCCGAUCAUGGUCGACGGUUAUCGCAGAGAAGAAGAAGACGCCGCCGCCUGUCAUCCCUACCAUUUCCUCGUCUCCGGCCCUCGCAAUCUCCCCUCCCCUAAUUGGAAAGAUCUCCUCCACUCUAGCUGGAAGGAUCCGGACUAUAGGCGGACAGCCAUGGCUUGCUUCGUUCAAGCAGCGUACCUCCUCGAAUUGGACAGGCAGGAGAAGCGAGCGGAGGCGGCUGGACUCGCUCCCAAUUGGUGGAAGCCCUUCAGGUACAAAUUACGGCGCACGCUGGUGGACGCCAGGGACGGUUCCAUCUACGGCGCCGUCCUCGAAUGGGACCGCGUCGCUGCCAUGGCGGACCUUGUGCUCGCGCGGCCCCGCGGCGCGCCAAAGCUCGUGCUGGCCCUCCGGGGCACCCUGCUGCGCCGCCCCACUGCGCGACGGGACCUGAUGGACGACCUCCGCUUCGUGGCUCGCGAGAGCCUGAAGGGCUCUGUGCGCUUCGCCGGAGCUCUGGAAGUGGUUCGCGCGGCCGCCGAGCGCUUCGGCAGCGCCGGCGUGUGCGUCUGCGGCCACUCCUUGGGCGCCGCCUUCGCGCUCCAAGUCGGCAAGGCGUUGGCGAAGGAAGGACUGCUCGUGGAGUGCCACCUGUUCAACCCGCCUUCGGUCUCCCUCGCCGCGAGCCUCAGGAUCGCCGGCGAGAAGGCCAGCUACGCGCUGCGAAGAACGCCCCACCCAUCGAAGAAGCUCGCUUCAGGCAGCACCGUGAACACCUGGCGCGCACGGUGGCUGCCGAACCUGUACGUCAACAACAACGACUACAUUUGCUGCUACUACGGCGUCUCCUCCGAGCAAGACACCGGCGGCGAGGGAGACCGAGUGGCGAAGCUGUUCGUAGUGGCGAAGGGGCCCACAAGUUUCCUGGAAGCUCACGGGCUGCAACAAUGGUGGUCCGAUGAUCUGGAGCUGGAAUUGGCGGCUAAUGACAGCAAGCUCAUAAACAGGCAGCUGCGGUCCCUGUAUGCGUUCUCCGAUCGAAGUUAGCUAAUCUGCCAUUGAGCUCCUCCAUGGUGUUCUCAGCCAUGACCUUGGUUCUUCUCCAGCGUCCCCUACAAUUAUUCAUCAAUUGUUCUUACCAUCCGAUUAAUUUAAGAGAUGACCAAUUUCUUAUAAAAAUUAUUCAUCAAUCAUUAGAAU